AUGAAUUUCACGGUAUUUUUGAUCUCCAUCCUCGUCACAACUGGAUACUGCUUGUCUUACCCUCAGAGACAAGAUUAUUCUCAAAGACAGAUCGAUUCGAAAUAUCCAAGGAACUAUAGUGCAUCGAAGAUAGUAAAACACGAAAACAACUUAGGACUAACGAACUAUAGUUUUUCGUAUGAGACCAGCGAUGGUUCACAACGAGAAGAAACAGCAGAACUUAAGAACGCUGGAUCAGAAAAUGAGUCGCUAACUGUUCAAGGAUCUUAUACGUAUGUGGGUACAGAUGGAGUCACUUACAAGGUCACAUAUGUUGCAGACGAAAAUGGAUAUAGGGCCACAGGACAACACUUACCAAAAACGCGGUGA
Molecule: messenger RNA, 369 nt
Organism: Acanthoscelides obtectus
Lineage: Eukaryota; Metazoa; Arthropoda; Insecta; Coleoptera; Chrysomelidae
Source: the annotation of a GenBank genome assembly